AUGGAUCCUGUUCAGCAUGACUUGUUAUCCCAGCCGCUGCCAAAGGAGAAUGUGUCGUAUAAGAUUGAUCCAGCCCGACUUCUUAGCGCAUUCUAUUCGUUCUUCUCCGAUGUUGCUUCUGCAUAUACCAAAUCCGACCACCAUUCCAGUCUCACAACCGCCGGCACCCCGCAUCCGACAGCCAUCUCGAGCACCCCGUCUUUAACAGCUGUCUCAAGCACCUCGAUGGCCAAGGGUAUCUCGACGGGCACCUCGAGUGCCCCGUCUUUAACAGCUUCCUCAAGCACCCCGAUGGCCACGGGCAUCUCGACGGGCACCUCGAGCGCCCCGGCUUUAACAGCUUCCUCAAACACCCCGAUGGCCACCUCGAGCACCCCGAUAGUCACCCCGAGCACCCUGCAUUCAACAGCCACCCCAAGCUCCUCGAACUCGCGUGGAACCGCGUCGACUGCAUCGCUCACAUCCGCAGUCAAAAAGAAUAAUGGGGGCACUAUCGCUGGUGGGGUUGUCGGCGGCCUAAUCGCCCUGUUCUUGCUACUCGGCGCCCUGCUUCUCUGGCUGCGUCACAGGCGGAGAAAGCGCACCGCUCCCUCCAGCGAAUUCAUGGCUGCUGCGGGGCUCACGCAAUCUGUUUCCCGCCCCUCGCCAAUGUCUGUCGAGAAAGAGGAAGAAACAUCACCAGCGUUCACCUCUGCCGCAUGCCCCGACCCGCUUUACGAGAAAGUGCGAGCAUACGUAGCGGCAGUACAGCAGCAGCAUUAUCAGGAGCACGUUCCGAGCCCGUCCAGGUCUUCUUGGGAGAAACCACUAAGAAGCGACAAGAGCUUCCUUAUUGAAUAG
This is a messenger RNA of Fibroporia radiculosa, 840 nucleotides long. RefSeq lists its product as uncharacterized. Lineage: Eukaryota; Fungi; Basidiomycota; Agaricomycetes; Polyporales; Fibroporiaceae. The transcript is spliced from 3 exons. The record is from RefSeq and is a predicted model, not a curated record. The coding region runs from base 1 to 840 and encodes 279 amino acids.